AUGCUUGACCGUCAUCGAUGCUGGUCGUCGAGCAGAGAAGCCCUCUCUGACUCUGAUCGCACACCUUAUCGGUCGACCAACGCAGCACAAAGACGGAAUGCAGCGCGAUGCCCAAUCCUUGCUGCGGAUUCGAAAGGCACACCCUUGCUGGCUAGGUUCUCGACAGUGAUGGAAGCUAUGCCCACGCCGGAUAUCAGUGGGUUACAGCAUCAAUGCGCGUCGGGAAGGAAACGACAGGCACGGUCGAGCAUGUGCGCCUCGGUGACCAUCCAAUCACGGAUAAAUGCCCAAGGCUUGCGUACACUGUACCUCGCGAAGCGCAUCGCAGACCAGGUGACACAGGAGACAGCAAAGUGCUGCAUACUCAUGAUGCUCGCCUUCCUGUGA
Molecule: messenger RNA, 387 nt
Organism: Pseudozyma hubeiensis SY62
Lineage: Eukaryota; Fungi; Basidiomycota; Ustilaginomycetes; Ustilaginales; Ustilaginaceae
Exons: 1
Coding region: 1-387 (128 amino acids)
Source: RefSeq, a predicted model, not a curated record